UCGCCCCCGUGUCAGACUCAGCCCCACACGGCCCCGGAGCCUCCCGCUGACCCGCGGGGGGACCUGCCCAGCCCGCCCCCCAUGUGCUGGGAAAGGAGCCCGCUGCUCUCUUACAGGGGAUGCGUAAAGACCUCCAUCCCCGCGGACUGUGUCUUUCAGGGACCGUCAUGCAGAAGAUGGAGUCGGAGCAACUGGAGAGGCUGCGUCAUGCAAACCAAGACCUUCUGCAAAGGCUCAAGGUGAAGCAGGAAGAAAUCAAGAAAAGACUUCCUCGCAAGCCACUGUCUUCAUCCUCUCUUUCCAGAAGAACAACUCCUGCAGAGAGAGCUGUCCCUGUUCCUAAGAGAGGGAAGGAGAACCACGUCCGUGCGACGAAGGGCACACCGGACCCCGUGACGCUAGUGUCUGUGGAACCCGGAGCCAGCGCAGCCAGGGCAGCCCUUCAUUCGCCAUUGAAACCCGCAGCGUGCGGCAGGGAGGGGAGGGGUGUGCUGCACCGCAGAGCGGGGGCGCAUCCGGGUUCCCCCAGGGCAGAACGAAGCUUCACACCGGCAGCAUCCAUCACCAGAGAAACCUCCAGAGUGGCCAGAGACGGCAAUGCCCUGAGAAACCCAGGGGAAGAAUCCACCCCUGUGAAACACAGAGAGAGCAGACAGCAAUCCACCGUGCUCCGUGGCGCCCCGGAGAGGGGCGGGCUAUGGGCUGAGGCAGAGACGGUGCUGGGCAGGACCCCAGCGGAAGGGAAUGGCCGGCGGCAAACGGCCAUUAGAGACUCCAGGACUCCCAAAUCAAUCCUGCUGACACCUGGGGGGAAAGAAGUCAAGAAGGAAGCAGGCCGAGUGACUUUUCUGUCAGACCCUGAGGAAUACACCAUCCCCGCCGAUAGCUGGUCAGCACGUCCUUUCUUGGGGUACGACUGGAUUGCAGGGCUGCUGGAGAUGGACUCGUCGUUGUCCGAGAAAUCUGAGCAGUACUUCUCUGAGCUCCGGGAGUUCCGGCAGGUGAACAAGGAAGCGUGUGUCCACGAGGAAGACCUGGGGCCAGAGGCACCGGAUUACUUGGCUCCUGAACAAGAAGCAGAUUUGGUUUCCAGUUCCCAUCAGUGUGUUUAUUGCUAUCGAUUAAACAGGUGCCUGUUUACAGUCCCUGUGGAUUCCCAGUCUGCCUGCCCCGUGUGUAAGACCCCGAGAGCCCGACGGCCUCCGGAGACGCUGGAGGAACCAGCCUACGUCAGGGUCAGCAUUCCCAGGUCCACCCUCCUGCCUGCCUAUAAGUACAAAAUCCAUCGCAGGAAGAGCUUUGAACCAGCAGAUGAUCUGGCUUUACCCUCGCACUGCCUGGCCGGUUGGGAGAACGUCGUCCCUUCCAGCAGCCCCACGCUUAGCAGUUUGGAUCUGCGAACUUCACUGCAACAAAAGCCCACUGACCAUUCUCACCUGACCUUGGCGUCCCGAAUGUCCGGAGGAACCAGAACGGACCAGCUCCUAAACCUGUCCCGCUCAGCUCAUUUCAGACUUAGUAAUGCUUCUCGGCAGAGAGCUCCAGACAAGCCACUAUGCUACAGAGCAACUCCUAAUUAAAGUCCUACUGUCUCAACCGUAUGAGCUGCUGACCUGAUUACCCAGGGCCCAUGGGGGAUACUGGGAGUGAGUAAAAAUGAUGGUGUUUGCCUAAAAAUGAACCUUUAGAGGAGGGAUUUUUUCCAAGCCCUGCAAGUGCAAACGCCCUCGCAAAAAUCCUCAUGCACGUGUGUGUUGGAAUUGUGCAAGCUGCGAUUAGACAAUGGCAGAAAUUGCUUGCAGUUGGCCAGUUUUGGCCUCUAACCGGCCCUUUGUACAUACAAUCACCGCAGUUGUGCUUUCCCAUCCAGGGAUGUAAACUAAGUGUAAGUGGUCAGUUGCUAUAAGAGACAUCUGGUAGGUUUGAGAAAACAGGAUGACUAGUCCUGUUCCCUGUAAUAGAACAGCCAUUGGGUGUAUUGCAAUAGACACGUACAGAGCGUUCAUCCGCCCAACUCAUAAAAGUGAUACGGUUGACUCAUCAAACCAAGAAUUCUGACUCUCUGGACAAGAAGUUGGGACUGUAAAGCUGCAGCAUGAGGUAUGCAAAGAUACUCAAUUUCAUGCUUCCAGGAAUUUGGGAACAUGAUUAAUUCUUACAUUAAAGAAGAGUGACGGUGCUUUAGUUCCAAUAAGAAAAACAUGUUUGUUUUUGUGCAUUAUCUUUGGACAGAGGAUUUGGUAGAUCAUGUUCAGCAUAGAUCUGUGUGUGUGUGGGGGGGGGGGGGGUAGGAAGAAACCAUUGUCAAAGAAAGAGGUGUUUUAUGAAUCACAAAGCCACAAAAUGCCUUCCAACAUUCUGAUGUCAUGUUUACCUCUGAUUGUAAAAAGGCUGGUGGGAAGGCAUUUUGAAGACCUGCUCAUGGGGGUUUUUAAUUGCAUUGAAAUAAUGUGGGAGAGUUUGUUUGAGGUGUGUAAUGUGGUGUGGUUUUAUUUUCCCUUUAGGAAACAAUAAAAAAGGAGUUUUAUAUUUUCUAGUAUAACACCUGGAAUGUAGAGUUCUAUCAUAGGAAUUCUAUGGAUUGUAGAAUUAACUCAUAAGUAAGACUACGAUUUACUUACGGGUAUUUUUAGUAUAGUCAGUAUAGCAUAUACUAUAAUAUAGUAUAUAUUUAUAGUAGACAGGUCACGGAAAUAAACAAAAAAAUUCGUGCCCGUGACCUAGCUAUGACUUAUACGAUAAAUACUCCUGGCUAAAUCUUGGGAGGCUGUUACUGUGGAGGACAUCCUCGGGGGCUGCUGCUGCAGGGGGCCUCUGGAGCAGCUGCUGCUCCAGCCACCCCACGAACUGCUGCUUGGGCGGUCCCCAGGGCCAGCUCCAGCUGCAGUUGGUGUGGCUGGCUGCAGGGCCACCCGAGCAGCUGGUCCCGGAGCCAGCUGCUUAGGCGGCCCUGGGGUCAGCCACACUGGCCACUGCAGAAGUCAUGGAGGUCACGGAAUCCGUGACUGACAAAGAGCCCUACUCAUAAGAGUAUUUAGAAACCUUGGUCCAAACCUAUCCAUAGCGUGUAACACAAUUGACUUCUAUGGGCUUACCCCAGGGAUGAGUUUGGCUCAUUGUCUAUUAGUGUUACAGAGCUUACUACAGGUGCAAAAUGUAGGUUGUGAAUUUUUUUUUAAAAAAGCGGGAAUUAAUUUUACAAGACUAUGAAUGGAAUAAUUUUAAUAUUUAAUUGAAAGCAAGUUUGUUUUAAAUUAAGUGUUCAUCUUUGGUGUGGGAAGUUUAGACAUGGUUGGGCUGGGUGACUGGAUGAGAAAUAGAAAAUGAAACUGACUAUAAAUGGAAAGCGCAACUUUAGUUUCUUUGACUUAAUCUGAAUGCAGUGCGAAAAAGGUACAACAAACAGUAUAUCAAAUAUGAUGGAAAGUACAUGGAAUUUGUAAAGUUCUUUCCAUUUUGGGGGCACAGAAACUAGACAUACCCCUCAAACUAAUUCAAAAUACAGCAGUAAAACUUCAUUGUGCAAACUUGUAUCUUAAGGCAGGACUCCUUAAAACCUUUUCACCACUAAGCCCUCAAAUCAUAAACCCUUUCCCAGUUCUUCCCUGGAAUAAGGCACAGCAUUUAUAUAGAGUGUUAUACCCCCCACUGCUCCAUUCUACGCACCACCGUGGCUACAACCUGCUGCUGUUACACCCCCAUCCACAUAGAUUAUUCCCAUAUUACUAAUGGGGAAAGUUGAAACCCAGACAGGUUAAGUAACUUGCUCAAGGCCACACAGUGUAUCAGUGGCAGAACCAGGAUUACAACUCAGGUCUCCUGGCUCCCAGGACUGUGCUCAUUCCUACAGACCAUACUGCCUUUCUAAAAAGGUGGGCUGUGAACCCUUUGGCUCCAUAUGGGAACCAGUAAGACCUGGGAGGACAGGAGAUUUUGGUAGUGUCGUGCUACAUGUCAACCAGAAAAUGAGUAGCAUCCCGUACUGGAAGCCAUGAAAAGGAAACCAGCUUUCCAGUCUACACUUGACCAUCUUCCCAGGUACAUAAAGAGCCAGGCUCUGCUGAAUUGAAACGAAGCCAAGCCCAGGAAGUUCCGAAGACGUUGACUGGCGCGCGUGUUCUAUAGAAUGACCGCUAUUGGGCAGCCUUUUGUGAUGUUGCUAUGGGAGCAAGUAAAUAUCCCCUGCUAGGUUCCAGCAAUUCCAGGUGGACUCUGUGCAUCGUGGAUUUUGUGAUCCAGCCAGAGUACUUGUCCUACUCUAACGUACAUGGAAGAAGGACUACGUAUGUUGCUGUUCCUGAGCUCUGAGCUGUGGUUGCUGGGGUGUGUUCGUGGUGCCAGUAUACAGCAGACUGUAGGUAAUUGUUACUAUUAUUAUUUGAAUGGUGGAGGUGCCUACAAACCCUGUACAUGGACCACUGUACAAAAACAGAACAUUCCCUGUCUCAAAGAGCUUACACCCUCUAGCAAAGUCAGGCAGAAGGUGAUUUUGUUCGACCUUUAGCGUCCAACUGAUGCUCUAGUCGUGGCCUGUAUGGCACUGAGGAUUAGUAACUGGCUACAAAGUCUCUGAUAUCUAGAUCAUUAGCUGGAAUAUAGCCCAGGUUGAUCAUGGUGAAAGCUGUUAUCUCAUGGCUCUUUGGUGACUUCAUGAAACAAGUCGGUGGGCCUCAGACCAGUUCCUGAAGGAGGCGUGAUGACCUCCCCAAGAUGACCAUCCCAGUUAAACUCUUUGCUGGUAGACUCAGCAGAGAGGCCAAGGGCCCUCUCCCGCCUCGACAUGGUGACUCCACAUCAGAGAGGAGGCACAGUGGCAUGGAGGAGUGGGUGAAUGUUUUAUUGCCCAAUCUGUGGAUGGAAGUUUUCCAUCUACAGAGCUUUUGCCUUUUACCAUUUUUUGCCAUCGCAAAGUUCGCUGGCCUUUUUCAUACAACCUUAUUCAAUCCUGUUUCAGUAUAAGAAGUAGUGGUCAUGCCAGAACCAAUCCAUUAGCUGUGCGAGUGUCUCAUAAUGUGGGUGUAUUUGCAGCAUUAAGACGUUCUCUUGGUUACAUGUUUAAAAAUCCUCUUGUCUCUUUCUUCCACCACCCAGUUCUAAGUUCUUAGGGAUCUCUACUGUCCUUCUGAGUCCAGUGCAUGCUGUCAAUGGGAGCUUUGCCACGGAUUCCAGAAGUGUAGGAUCAUACCCUACGGGUAACAUACUGCUGCUCUCCCAGUAACGUCUGCCAUUUAGAACACUCCCCCUUCCAUAGCCUAUUAUCACUUCUGCCUAUCCCCAAACUGCUCUGUUUCCCACCCUCCCUGCCCAUGUAUCUGAUUUGACUCUCCACAGGGGAUCAGCUUUUCCACUGGAACAACUGGCAGCCCUGGGUCUGCAUGUGCGAGAUACACAAACAGGCACGAAUCCGGCACUUUGUGGUUUCGGCUGAAAACGUCACCGUGAACCUGAAGACUGCUGAAUUCUGGGAGGAAAAGGCCUGCUCCUUGCUGGAUUGUAUCAUGUGCAAGCCGGAGGAGUGUCCGGGCAGUCCUAGGCUAUCUGGCUUCUUGCCCCAAUUCGAACAUCUCUCCGUUUCAAAGCCCAGCAACGCUAACCCACCUCCCAUGAGCAUCACUGACUUCGAAUCUUAUGAGAGUCUCCCGGUGGUGGAUGACACAGGUGAGAAGUAAUGGCCUAGAGGGGAGUGAGGUGUAACUUUCUGAUGAUUGUGCUGUACUCUGCAGCAACAGACAGGACAGGAUUGAGGACAAGGCUUGCAGAGCACAUGGCAAGAUGGAGCAGAAGGAAUACAUGCUGCUGGAGCAACUGCUUGAACUGGACUAGAGAAUCUGGGCUGGAUGACUAAGGGCUGCAUUGUAUGACUCAGAACUGGUCAGCUGAGUUUGAAUAAAGUUAAAUGGAAAUGUAAUCAUCUUUGGAAAGUUAACUUUGCCUUUCCCCAUCUCGUGCGGCUCUCGUAUACGAAAGAAACCUCUGGGCCAAAGGCAGAGCUGGCAUAAACCUGUCGAGAUGCACCCCCCAUAGCCGGUCUGAAUUUGGCCCUGCAUUUGGUUUCUAUUUAUCCUGCCCUUGCCUCCUCACUGCAGCAGUCUGGAAACGCUGCCCACUCAGGGAACUUUUUACCCUGGGUAUUGUGGUAACAAGUCCAAUGAUACGGUGUUGGCCCAGUUGGACAUUAGAACCAUCUCUGAUUGCCCAAGUGAGCCUUAGAGCCCCUUCCUCCACUGACUGGACCAGGCCCCAAUAUGGUCUUCAUUUCUUGAGCAGCAGGAGGGCCCUUUCCUCAUUAACAGGACGAGGCUCCAGAGCCAGACCAGACCCUAGGACCGUUCUCUCUCCUUACUUAGCUGAACUGGGCCCCAGCUCUCUCUCUGUUCCCUCUUUUGCUAGGUUGGUCACGAAACUUUUUCCUCUCUCAGUAACUGCACUAUUCCUCUUGCCCAGUCAGCGUAUGCAAGGAGAGAGGCUAGGAACCCUCUACUGAAUGGGCUGGACACGGAUUUCUCUCAUGCCUCUCUGACUGUGUCCUGGGAUCUCCUUCCCAAGUACAAGACGGGAUUAUAUGUUCAGGAGCCAGGCUCUGAUCCCAUUUUCAUGGGGUAAAACUGGAGUAACGCCACCGAUACUGAUGCAAUGACUCUGGAUUUCUGUUGGCGUGACUGCAAUCACAAUUCUGUUAAUCAGAAUGGAAUUAACUAGUUCUGGGUAAGAACAAGACUCCUUUAGCCCUUUUUGGUAACUGACUAAUUGCAGUUAGUUGGCCAAAUCCUCCACUGGUGUAAAAUGGGCAUAAGUCCACUGAUGUCAACAGGGCUACGCUGAUUGACCCCAGCUAAGGAUAUGGCCCACUGUUGCACGUUGAGUAGCUUUCAAAAUGUCUGCCAAGCCCUUUUGACUAUUUGAAUCCCACCCUCUGAUCACCAAAUGUCUUUUCCUUCCUUCCCUCCCUCCUCCCCCUACAUACUUCAUUACGCAGAACGUUCUCAUGCAGACCUGCUGGCUCAGAGCAUCCGGGGCUAUACUCCGGUGUUGCCCUCAGCAACAGGAGUGUAUCUUUGUAGGAGACUUAAUCCCUCCCCCACCCCCCGUUAGUCACAGAACCCCCCAAUCCUGCCCCCAUGCUACCCUGGCCUCCAGUUAUCCCCAUUCUUGUGCUCUCGGAGCCUUUGUGUGUGUUUGGGAACUAAGCUUUCCACAGAGGGCACCGUCUCAGAGUCUUUUUCUUUCUUUUGAGCCUAAUUCAUCACACCAGGGGGAGGGAUAGCUCAGUGGUUUGAGCACUGGCCUGCUAAACCCAGGGUUGUGAGUUCAAGCCUUGAGGGGGCCUCUUAGGGAUCGGGGCAAAAUCAGUACUUGGUCCUGCUAGUGAAGGCAGGGGGCUGGACUCAGUGACCUUUUAAGGUCUCUUCCAGUUCUAGGAGAUAGGAUAGCUGCAUUAAUUUUUAUUUAUUUACAAGGCUCCUGAACUGCUAACCCCAUUCCCUUUGCAGUCUGCUCCGGCACACUUCACCUUUGAACAUAGGUGCCGACUUUUAUUUUUCCCCUGAGGUGCUCCAGCCCUGCUCCUCCCCAAGGCCACAGCCCCCACUCUGACCCUUCCCCCAAGGCCCCACCCUUGCUCCACCUCUUCCCACCCCCACGUGCCAAGGCCCCUGCCUGUCCGCCACUGGCUGCUCUCCGCCUUCCCCCAAGCCUCUCCUCGAGGCACCAAACAGCUGUGGCCGGUGGAUGCCGAGCACCCACUAUUUUUUUUCCGUGGGUGCUUCAGCUCCGGAGCCACCCACAGAGUCAGUGCCUCUGCCUUUGUAGUGGGAGGAGAUUCUUACUAACAUUCAUUUUCAUGUUAACCCCCUUUGGUUUGCUUUCUCUCUGAAUUGGUUUAGGGAGCAGUCUGAGGUUUCUACUUUAAGGGGGUGUGUGCUACUUUUCUGAAGCCUGGGACAGCUGGGUUGUGUAUUUACACUGUGAAUGACCAGAUGAUUUUUCUUUUUACGUUACUUGUAUAGCAAUGGCACGCAUUAUAAUAAAUGUAUGGAAUUUGUUUUUCCAACAGUAA
Malaclemys terrapin pileata is the source of this 8056-nucleotide messenger RNA. It is a transcript of the gene MIIP, whose product is annotated as migration and invasion inhibitory protein. Gene Ontology annotation, biological process: negative regulation of G2/M transition of mitotic cell cycle; negative regulation of cell migration. The transcript has 10 exons. Lineage: Eukaryota; Metazoa; Chordata; Testudines; Emydidae. The coding region runs from base 120 to 1580 and encodes 486 amino acids. The record is from RefSeq and is a predicted model, not a curated record.